Molecule: messenger RNA, 2621 nt
Organism: Nematostella vectensis (starlet sea anemone)
Lineage: Eukaryota; Metazoa; Cnidaria; Anthozoa; Actiniaria; Edwardsiidae
Product: membrane-bound transcription factor site-2 protease
Exons: 9
Coding region: 516-1970 (484 amino acids)
Biological process (GO): regulation of response to endoplasmic reticulum stress; membrane protein intracellular domain proteolysis
Cellular component (GO): cytoplasm; membrane
Molecular function (GO): protein binding; metalloendopeptidase activity
Source: RefSeq, a predicted model, not a curated record
UGGACCCUAUUUCCUUCAAAACAUUGAUGGAGAAAGAGUUCCUUUUACUCCAUCACUUGGUAACGUGUUUAGCUUCAAUGGGAUUUUGUUCCUUAAUGUGUUAUUGGUUUUCUGCGGCUUGAAUCAGUGUGUCUCUCAGGGUCCUAAGGACACACUGGUGAAAUGGUUUCUCGGUGGAAGUAGAGACCACGAUAAACUGCGAUAGCUCGAGGGGGAAACUGGAUGCACGUGAACUUUUUUUUUUAUUCGGUUUUAUUCCAAUGCUUUGCAAGAAGACUGUUUGAGUUAUCAGCUUUGUUUUUCAAGUGUAGCGCGAUUUCUGCGUCUCUCAGGAGUACGAAAUGCAACAAAUUCCUCUUUGGAAAGUGGAAGCGACGGGAAAUGUAUAGUUCUUUGAAGAUUGUUUGGAUUACAGUAAUAGAUAUAUAAAGCUGUGUCAGCGAUUUCUCGUGUUUGUAGCUGAAGAAGAGAAAGGGAGCUGUUUAUGAAAGGAUAACCGACCUUACUGGCUUAGCAUGCUUCGAUCAUCUAGUAUUUAUUUAGUAAUAUUCUUCUGGACGCUUGUUUUCAUUGUCAACGCGGUACUAAAGAACUACCGCAAGUAUUCCCGUCGAUACAAAGAGUUUCUGGAAGACCAUGGCAUUACUAUGUCACUUUGCCAGAUUCGCUGGUACACCACACAGCUCAAUCGCUGGUUCAUCUGGUUUGGCCGUCUUCACCCGUAUCUUUUACACCUGUGGUUUAGCUUAGGAGUGUUUGUAGGUGUUGGACUCAUGGCAUUAUCGGUAAUGGUACUCUCGUUGACUCUGUAUCAAGCAUUCACCAAGGAGGCCCCGGAACAAGUUUUAACACCAGUUAUGCCUGGGGUGAACCUGCCAUGGAGUCAGUUAAUGUAUUACCUCAUAACCCUGGCAGUCAGCGGAGUUUUCCAUGAGAUGGGUCAUGCAGUUGCUGCCGUCAGAGAGCAGGUGCGUGUAAACGGCUUUGGCAUGUUCUUUAUGGCCAUCUACCCUGGUGCAUAUGUUGAUUUGUAUACAGACCACCUGACGAUGAUCUCUCCAAUCAGACAGCUCAGGAUAUACUGUGCAGGGGUCUGGCAUAAUGUCAUCCUUGUGUUGCUAGGGCUGUUGUUGCUAUGGUCACUACCUUAUUUACUAGUGCCGCUCUAUAUGGCAGAUCAAGGAGCAGUGGUCACUAAAGUGUCGAGGAACUCACCAGUCUUUGGGAGUAUCAACAGGGGAGACACAAUCUACUCAGUCUAUGGCUGCCCAGUUAACAACAAGAAUGACUGGAUACAAUGUGUGUCUAGAACUCUAAACUCACCACAACAUGGCUACUGCAGCAACAUGUUUACCGUAACUAGACAGAACUCCUCACAAGGAGGAAGUUUUACGGAUGGUGUCUAUGAAUGUUGUGGUAACCUGACUACCUCAUCAAGGCUCUGCUUUAGAUAUGAGUCAAUAAAAAGUGAAAAGGGCUAUGCUUGUCUUGCGGCUCGUAGCAUCAUGCAGGCAUCUCAGUUCUGUAGCUUACCUGAGCACUGCCAUGGGCCUGGUAAUAAAGCUUGUGUUCAUCCAUCGCUUGACAACUCCAGUCGACUGAUCAGGGUACGGCGACUUGGUGGCCCUGAUGUACUAUAUGUGGGGGACCCUAUAUUACUUCAGUACACAGUUGCUGUUGUUAACUACUCACCUCGAAGUCCCAUCCUACCUAUGGAACUCCCAACUAUCAUAGAAACAUUCCUAAUAUAUUUAAUUUCUCUAUCAGGAGCGCUAGCACUGCUAAACAUUGUGCCGUGUUACUCGCUGGAUGGCCAGUGGGCCCUGUUUGCUCUUGUGGAUCAUACUCUAGGGAACAUUAUACCGAAUGAAGACCAAAGAAGCACUUUGUGCACAGUUAUAUUGACAAUGGGAACUUUGUUACUUGCAGCUAAUAUCACUCUUGCAUUAUGGACCCUUGGAAGCGUCUGAUUCAUGAGAGCCACCCCAUGGGGUUUUGGGACCACCAAUCUCUAAUACUCCUCACACCCCGGAAUUUUCAAAACCCUCUCUGGAAUCAUACAUUUUUUUCUGUGCCAUUGUAGCGGCCGAACGUGUUUUAGGUUAAAUUGACAGUGCACUUUGUCUUUUUACCAAAUAAAAGCUGGAGGGGCGGAUCUAGCUUUCCGCUCAAGGCGGGGUUUGGUUCAGUGACAAAGGGGGGAGGGGGUAAUUUUGUUUUGUUGCAUAUGGCUUUCUGCCAGCCCAAGAGGGGGGGGGGGGGGGGGGUUAAACCCCCCUAACCCCUCCCCCCAGAUUCGCUACUAAGCUGGAUGUCGGAAAAAACUGCAUCAAGUAGGGCCAUAGAGUUUUGCCAUUCUUCCUAUAUACAGUACGGCUGAUUUUGGAAACCCACAUGAGAAGACGCAAAUCGGAAAAACGGUAUCGGGAAAUGACAUUAUUAUUAUUAGCAAGUUGAGGCUAUUUUGGAGGGCUUGUAAAGUACAAACUUUGUACUCAUUGUUUCAUAAAAAAAUGAACUGUAAUAAAAGUUAAUAAAUUCUCAAAAGUAUGUCAAACAUAUACACAGUCACAUAUUGGGUUGUUCGGGAUUUUUUUACGGAAUAAAAUGUAGUAAUAUAA